This is a messenger RNA of Mangifera indica (mango), 3065 nucleotides long. Its product is annotated as phospholipase D zeta 1-like. Gene Ontology annotation, biological process: phosphatidic acid biosynthetic process; phospholipid catabolic process; intracellular signal transduction. Lineage: Eukaryota; Viridiplantae; Streptophyta; Magnoliopsida; Sapindales; Anacardiaceae. Gene Ontology annotation, molecular function: D-type glycerophospholipase activity. The transcript has 15 exons. The record is from RefSeq and is a predicted model, not a curated record. Gene Ontology annotation, cellular component: plasma membrane. Bases 206 to 2893 code for a protein of 895 amino acids.
CGGACUAUCCACAACCGGUCAAUUCAGUACUCUUUCAAACCUGAAGAAAUUUUUGGAUCCAAAAGGUCCCACUGGUCAUCAAUCACUAUUCGUACUCAAUUUUAAGAAUCAUCUCCUUUGAUUCAAAGCUUUUUAUUUAUUUAAAUUUACUAUCAGAAUUUAGAAGAACUGUCGACGAAUAUCAUUCAGAGAACAAGAAAAAGAGAUGGCCUCAGAACGGUUGAUGUCAGAUGGUGGGCCCCGGUAUGUUCAAAUGCGAUCAGAGCCGGGGUCGUCUUUUUUUACGUCCUUCGGUUCGGGUCUCGAACCCGAGUCGUCGCGGAUUUUCGAUGAGUUGCCUGAGUCCACCAUCGUUUCGGUUUCUAGACCCGAAGCCGGAGAUAUUUCCCCCAUGCUUUUAUCUUACACGAUUGAAUUUCAAUACAAACAGUUUAAAUGGAGACUUGUAAAGAAAGCCACACAUGUACUUUAUUUACACUUUGCGUUGAAGAAACGUGCUUUUUUCGAGGAGAUUCACGAGAAGCAAGAGCAGGUUAAAGAAUGGCUUCAAAAUCUAGGAAUAGGCGAUCACAUGGCAGAGAUGCAAGAUGAUGAUGAUGGUGAUGAUGAUGCUAUCCAUGUUCAUAGUGAUGAAACUGCUAAGAACAGAGAUGUUCCAUCAAGUGCUGCGCUACCAGUCAUUCGCCCAGCUUUAGGAAGACAGCAUUCAAUGUCGGACAGAGCCAAAGUUGCAAUGCAACAAUACUUGAAUCACUUUCUGGGAAAUGUAGAUAUUGUUAACUCCAGAGAGGUUUGCAAGUUUUUGAAGGUUUCAAAGUUGUCAUUUGCACCAGAGUAUGGCCCUAAGCUGAAAGAAGAUUACGUGAUGGUUAAGCAUCUUCCAAAAAUUUUGAAUAACGAUGAUUCAGGAAUAUGCAACUGCUGUCCUUGGUUUAAUUGUUGUAAUGACAAUUGGCAAAAGGUAUGGGCUGUACUGAAACCUGGAUUCUUGGCCUUGCUGGGAGAUCCAUUAGAUACCAAACCUAUAGAUAUAAUUGUUUUCGAUGUGCUACCAUCCUCUGAUGGGAAUGGUGAUGGUCGAGUAUCAUUAGCAACAGAAAUUAAGGAUCGUAAUCCUCUACGCCAUACAUUUAAGGUGGCUUGUGGCAACCGGAGCAUUAGGUUAAGAACCAAGAAUAGUGCUAAAGUUAAAGAUUGGGUUGCUGCAAUUAAUGAUGCUGGCCUUGGGCCUCCAGAGGGCUGGUGUCAUCCUCAUCGUUUUGGCUCUUUUGCUCCUCCUAGGGGUUUGACUGAUGAUGGAAGUCAGGCUCAAUGGUUUGUAGAUGGUAGAGCAGCCUUUGAAGCUAUUGCUUCAUCAAUUGAGAAUGCUAAAUCAGAGAUUUUUAUUUGUGGCUGGUGGCUGUGCCCAGAAUUAUAUAUGCGGCGUCCUUUUAAUGUUAAUGCUUCUUCAAGGCUUGAUGCCUUGUUGGAAGACAAAGCAAAGAAAGGGGUUCAGAUCUAUAUUCUUCUCUACAAAGAGGUUGCUCUUGCUUUGAAAAUAAACAGUGUGUACAGCAAGAGAAAGCUUUUAAACAUUCAUGAGAAUGUGAGGGUACUGCGUUAUCCGGAUCACUUCUCUACUGGCGUUUACCUAUGGUCCCACCAUGAAAAACUUGUCAUUGUUGAUUACCAGAUUUGCUUUAUUGGAGGACUGGACUUAUGCUUUGGUCGUUAUGACACAUUUGAACACAAAGUAGGUGAUAAUCCUCCUCUGGUAUGGCCUGGGAAGGACUAUUAUAACCCUAGGGAAUAUGAACCCAAUUCAUGGGAAGAUACAAUGAAAGAUGAAUUGGAUCGUGGAAAAUACCCUCGCAUGCCUUGGCUUGAUGUCCAUUGUGCCCUCUGGGGACCACCUUGUCGUGAUGUGGCUAGGCACUUUGUUCAGCGCUGGAAUUAUGCUAAGAGAAGUAAAGCUCCUCACGAGGAAACAAUUCCACUACUCAUGCCUCAGCAUCAUAUGGUUAUUCCACAUUACAUGGGAAGAAGCAGAGAUGUGGAGAUUCAACGUAACGAUGGUGAAGACAAUCCUGAAGGAAUGAAAGAACAGGAUUCCUUUUCCUCUAGGUCAUCUUUUCAAGAUAUUCCGCUGCUGCUACCUCAAGAUUCAGGUGGGUUGGAUGGUUCUCAUGGAGGCCCAAAAUCCAAUGGGAUGGAUAUUAAUACUACUAAAAGUGUUUCUUUCAAAAUUGAACCAGUAACUAUAGAUACACCAAUGAUAGGCUUUGUAGAUGACUCUAACUCCUCCCAGCCGCCUUUGAAACCAUCUGUAGAUGUAUCGACACAGAAAAGAGACAAAAUUUCAGAUCCAGAGUGGUGGGAAACACAAGAACGUGGUGAUCAAUGUGGUUCCAUGGAUGAAAGGGGACAAGUAGGUCCACGUACUUCAUGCCAUUGUCAGAUUUUAAGGAGUGUCAGUCAGUGGUCUGCUGGAACAAGCCAAACUGAAGAAAGCAUUCACUGUGCUUAUAAAUCUCUCAUUGAGAAGGCAGAGCACUUUAUCUAUAUAGAGAAUCAAUUUUUCAUAUCAGGUCUUUCAGGGGAUGAAAUUAUAAGGAAUCGUGUUUUAGAAGCAUUAUACAGUCGUAUUAUGCGAGCAUACAAUGAUAAGAAGUGCUUCAGGGUCAUCAUUGUCAUACCACUGCUUCCAGGUUUUCAGGGUGGUGUUGAUGAUGGUGGUGCAGCAUCUGUGAGAGCCAUAAUGCAUUGGCAGUACCGAACAAUUUGCAGAGGACAGAAUUCAAUAUUGCAUAACCUUUUUGAACUUCUUGGUCCAAAGACUCAUGAUUACAUUUCUUUCUAUGGUCUUAGGUCCUAUGGUAGACUAUUUGAUGGUGGCCCAGUGGCCACCAGUUAGGUAUUUUCUUUCAUUGUUGCAAUUUAUUAUAUGCCUUUGUGAUCAUUUAUCUUCCUGAAAUAAUUGUAAAUUCUGGCAGCAUUUCUUUACUGGAGUCUGGGGUGUCGUUGUACUUGUAAUGUUUUAAUGGUUGGAUUGGCAUACAUGUAUGAAAGCCAAAGUUUUUUUCUUU